Messenger RNA from Botrytis sinoallii, 471 nucleotides. RefSeq lists its product as uncharacterized. Bases 1 to 471 code for a protein of 156 amino acids. The transcript is spliced from 2 exons. NCBI's taxonomy places the organism in Eukaryota, Fungi, Ascomycota, Leotiomycetes, Helotiales, Sclerotiniaceae. The record is from RefSeq and is a predicted model, not a curated record.
AUGCCUAUAACUACUACGCAUGUAUCAAGCACAACCGACCUUCCAAAAGCUGUUACUAGAGAUGGUAUUGUCGGUAUUCAUUCUUCUCACAUUAACUGGGCUCUUUACGUAGGUACUUGGAUGGUCUAUUGUGCUCUAGGUUUCGCAAAGCUCCCUCCCUCUCUCUUCCUUGCGUACCUUGAAAUGUUUGUAGGAUGUAAAUGGAUGAAAAUCUGCGUAUAUAUUGGUACCAAGAUUUCUUCCUUAUUUUGUCUCGCUACUACGGUCGUCCAAUUUUAUCUAGCAACGCCCUUCAAUGGCGAAACAUGGAACUCACAUAUAGUCUCAACCCGCACUCUCAAAGGGAUUACUUUCUCCGCCCCAACGGCCGCUGUCGGGUUGGCGAUCGAUGUUUAUCUUUUCAUCUUGCCGUUUAUUGCUAUUAUUCGAUUGCAUCUACCAAUGCGGAAGCGAAUACCUGCUAGGUUGUAA